CUACGUGACGGAGCGGCGGCUGCCCGACAGCGCCAUAGACCUGAUGGACGAGGCGGCGGCUCUGCAGGGCGGCAGCGGGUGUGAGAGCGGCGGGAGCAGCAUGUACGGCUGGGUCUCCCCCACCAGCGGCUUCAUCCAGCUGGAGGAGGAGCUCCGUCGCGCGGUGGGGGCGGACGCGGCCCGGGGGCUGCGGCCGUUGGAGCCCGCCCCGCCCCGCGGGCCACCACCCGGCACCAGCGGGGACAGGGGGGAGGAGGGGGGCCCUGGGGCAGUCGCACGGGGCCGGCAGUCCAGGGAGGAGGUCCGGCAGCAGCAGCUGCUGGAGUGGUUCGGAGCGACACCCGCACAGGCCAAGGGGGGCGUGGAGGGUCAACUAGAAAUGGUCCGGGAGCGGCGACGGCGCCACGCAGAGCUCUUCGGAGGCUCGCCCGGCAGCAGCAGCUCCGUUGACGGGGCCGCCGGGGAGCCGGCAUGGGAUGAGGACUCGGCGCUAGCAGCAGAGCGCGCUCAGCCCAAGGCCUGUCCCCAUUGCGGCACCUCCGUCCCCACCCAGCCGGCCCCUGGCGGUACCAAUACGGCUUCCUGCACUGAUGGUGAUGUGGGCUGUGGAACUGGGAGCUGUAGCAGCAGCAGCAGCAGCAGCAGUGGUGGCAGUGGUGGCGGCCUCUUUGUGGAUGAGAGGGCGGUGCUGGACGUGGUGUCACGUGCUACGGGGCUGCCAUUGGAAGCCGUGCUCCGAGACCAUUUCGGGGCACCUGUACGACACCUUCGCACGGCCCUGGAGGCGCGGCUGGUGGGACAACGGGAUGCGGUGCGGGCCGUGUGCACUGCCAUACAACUGCACCGGCUGGGCCUGGCGGCGGCAACGGCGGCGACGACGGCAGCCACCUGCGCCGCCAGCCUGUCGCCGCCCUCGCCCUCUCCCCCGUUGCGCUCCUCUUCCCGCCCGGUUGCUAGCUUCCUGCUUGUGGGUCCGGCGGGAUGUGGCAAGAGCACAUUGUGCCAGGCGCUGGCGGAGGAGCUGUUCCAUGACCCGGCGGCGUUACUUGUACUGCACGGCGGCGAGUACGGCAGUCGCACCUCCGUAGCGCGGCUGGUCGGCGCGGCGCCCGGCUAUGUGGGGUACGGCAGCGGCGGCCUGCUGACGGAAGCGCUGCGCCGACGGCCCCAUUGCGUGUUGCUAGUGCAGGAGGUGGACAAGGCGCAUUAUGAGGUUCAGGAGCUGCUACGCCGCGGGCUGCAGGAGGGCGACAUCCGGGACGGCCAGGGCCGCAGCGCCUCACUCAGAAACGCAGUCGUUGUAUUUACAACUACCACCACCACCACCACCACCACCGCCGCCGCCGCCGCCGCCGUCCACACGCGAGCAAUCCAGGAGGGGCGCCAGGCGGGUGACGCGGCGACGUCCGAGGCCGGGGCCGGGAUCGCCACCUCAGGGGCAGCGGCCACCGCCGCUGAUUGGAGCGCUACUGCUGGCGCGUACGGCAUAGGCGGCAGUAGCUCUAACCUGGUCCCCGAGCUGUGGACAAGCGUUGACCGCAUCGUACAUUUUCACCCGUUGGACGAGCAGCAGCGCACAGAGGUCAUAAAACGGCAAGUGGAUGAGCUGGCGGCGCAGCUGCGGCCGGCGGGGGUAGCGGGUAUUGAGGUGGAGCCCUCGGCGGCGGCGUGGCUGGCGGGCUUGGCGACGGCGGCGGCGGGUCCACCGUCGUCAUCGCCUCUGACGCGGCCAGCAGCGGGCCACAGCGGCUAUUGUGGCGGCAUGGCAGGCAGUACGGACUUGUUGCGACGGCAGCUUUUGGAGCCUCUAGCAGAGAUGCUCGUGGAGGGUGCGGAGGCGCAAGUGGGCCCUACACUUGUGCAGCCAUCUUUCUCAGACGAUGUGGCCGCGGCGGAGCCGCGGCGAGGGGUGGUGAGUGGUGAUGGCGUGGGGAGGAGCCCCUACUACGGCGGUGUGCCACGUCAAUGGAUUGUACGGGUGAAGCUCAAUCAGGGGGGCCCCUCCGCGGGGGGCAUGGAGGCCUUGGCGCUGGAGCUGGUCGAGCUGCUGGGGCGGAGGGGGCCGGACGGGGUCAGAGCUAUUGCCGGCGGUGGCGGUGAUGAUGGCGGUGGUGAUAGCCGGUGUUUCCGGCCUUAA
This is a messenger RNA of Volvox carteri f. nagariensis, 2137 nucleotides long. RefSeq lists its product as uncharacterized. The transcript is spliced from 7 exons. The record is from RefSeq and is a predicted model, not a curated record. NCBI's taxonomy places the organism in Eukaryota, Viridiplantae, Chlorophyta, Chlorophyceae, Chlamydomonadales, Volvocaceae. The annotation marks the transcript as partial. Gene Ontology annotation, molecular function: ATP binding; ATP hydrolysis activity. Gene Ontology annotation, cellular component: cytoplasm. Gene Ontology annotation, biological process: cellular response to heat.